AUGUCUCAGUGUUUGUAUUCGAAUCCUACUUUUUCGGCGACAUUACCCAUUUGUUUUGCACCCAGUUUUAUUCUAUCUCCGGAAUACGAUUCGUCUCACCCUGCUUCUCCUCUUUCAUGCCUAUAUAACCUACCCACCAUGCGUUUCUCUAAACGUCAUUUCUCUCCUUCUCUCUCUCUCUGCAUCUCUGUAUUAUCUUCCCGUUCUCGUUUCCCUGGAAAAUAUCAAGCACCGAGACAAUUUCUCCACUCUGCUGAGAUAGCUAAAGCUAAUAGAGUUUUCGGGAAAUCAGAGUUUUCAUUAGUGAACCUUGGGAAGUAA
Thlaspi arvense is the source of this 321-nucleotide messenger RNA. Lineage: Eukaryota; Viridiplantae; Streptophyta; Magnoliopsida; Brassicales; Brassicaceae. The record is from the annotation of a GenBank genome assembly.